GGUCUACGGCAGUGACGUACUUGCUUGGAAAACUUUGUGUUCAGCCAGAUUUGGAUCUAGCUACAAGAAGAUCUCAAAGCAUCAACAAGUUUUAUAAGAAGAAAGAUAUUCUCUUCCACUUCUGAGGUUUUCUGCUGAGAACACAGUAGGAUGCAGGAACCACAAGUGUCAACAGUAACACUUUCCGGAAAAAUAAAGCACAAACACGAGAUGGACAGUGUUUGGGAUGCUGGUCCGGAAUGUUCAAUCUGCUUUAGUGCAUACGACAACACCUUUAAGACACCAAAGCUUCUUGACUGUACCCAUACCUUCUGUCUGGAAUGUCUGGCACGUUUUGUGGCUAUUUCACCAGAACAGGCGGGCACCCAGAUCACCUGCCCCCUUUGUCGCCAGCCAACGUCUGUGCCUACACAUGGUCCUCCAGAUCUGGUCACAAGCCAAGAGGUUUUGGGUCAACUCCCAAGUGACCAGCAACAUGUCGAGAAAGUUUUCCUAGAUGGAAAGAGGCUGUGCUACUCGAAUCCAAUGAUACCUAACUGUAUCUGUAUUGACAUCGGUGGGAAUAAACCAGAGGAGAACGAGAGAAGAGAGGAGAGAAGAGAGGGUUGUGGGAGCAGGAUGCUGCGAUUCUUGGGAUUGCAUGGUAACUGGAAGAGGCUAGUGGUUUUCACUGUCAUACUUUUCGUGCUGUUCAUCGUGAUAAUAUGGCCUCUCCAGUGCUUCUUCGACAAUGGCUCCCUGACAGUAUGUUUCAGGAACUCAUCACAGAUUAUUAGACCUUCCAGACCUAUGAUGGGUUAAUAAGGCAUGUUCAUGCACGUUCACGCAGGACGGUUGUGAAAUAAAGAAGGUUUUAUCUUUUAUGCAAACUUAGAUACAGUUUGAAUAUCACAAAUUGUGAAUAGCAAUCAGUUUUUAGCCUAGGCAAAAUACUUUG
Molecule: messenger RNA, 937 nt
Organism: Xyrauchen texanus (razorback sucker)
Lineage: Eukaryota; Metazoa; Chordata; Actinopteri; Cypriniformes; Catostomidae
Product: RING finger protein 223-like
Exons: 2
Coding region: 151-801 (216 amino acids)
Biological process (GO): protein ubiquitination
Molecular function (GO): ubiquitin protein ligase activity
Source: RefSeq, a predicted model, not a curated record